CAUCUCAACUCGAUCAUCAUGGUACGUUAUCGUCUGAAUUUCUAUUCAUGUCUUUCUUUUUUUUUGUGGUGUUUAUUCGAUAAUUCGAUAUAGUGAUCAUGAAAACUUCGAAGAACAAUUCCGAGAAGAUAUUAAAAAACAGGAUAAUUUUAUAAUUGUUAAUUAUUGGAGACAAUAUUAUAUUAAUGAAAAAGAUUAUAUUCAUAAAAGUGGACAUUUUGCUUUAAUUGCUGGAUUUGAUCAAAAAACAGAUUAUGUUCUCAUAUUAGAUCCAAAUGCAACCAGAUUUCCUCAUCAUUGGUUACCAUUAAAACAUUUAGUAAGAAUGAUGUCAACAUAUGAUAAAAUGGCAUCUAUGCCAAGAGGAUAUCUCAUCAUUACUCAUCAAAAUAACAAUAAACAGAGUGAUCAAUAUAGAAUUUAUCUCUAG
Messenger RNA from Rotaria sp. Silwood2, 430 nucleotides. NCBI's taxonomy places the organism in Eukaryota, Metazoa, Rotifera, Eurotatoria, Philodinida, Philodinidae. The record is from the annotation of a GenBank genome assembly.